GAUUUAAACAGAAGACGAUUAGUAUUAAGACGGUUCUAAGACGUUCCUAUUUUUUGUGGUUUAUCCUGGAGUAAAUACAAAUAAAGCUGAAGAAAUACAACCUGGGUUUCAAUUCCUACAGCUUGGGGGCUCGUCCGGGAUAGCCCAAGAAAAGGAAACACGACGAUUACGACGGAUUGAGACGUGAGACGUAUUUUCAUCAAUCAUGAGACGACGACAUAGUAAGCAUGAUUUCGAAGAUGCGGAAGAUGCUGGCCCGAGUAAGACCCUGGAGCAGCGCAUACCUACUACUUUUGCCUAUGCCGAGGAGCUGAUCCCAAAAUUUAGUGGUCGAGACCAAACUGUCACCGCAUCAAGAUGGGUCCAAGAGGUGGAGGAGAACGCUGAGAUCUUUGGUUGGUCACCAUUACACCAACUCAUUGUGGGACGCAGAUCACUCAUUGGAACAGCGGCACUCUGGUUGCGGUCGGAGAAGCCAUUCAGGUCGUGGGACGAGUUCAAAACUGGUUUACUCAAAGAGUUCCCGGAUUCGUUAGACGUAAAGACAGUCCACGAAAUGAUGAGUGCGAGAAAGAAGGCCAAUAGUGAGAGCUGUACUGAUUACCUACUUGUCAUGAAGGAGUUGGGAAGGCGCGGGAAAAUGCCCGACUACGUCGCAAUAAAAUAUAUCAUAGACGGCAUUGUUGACGUAGAAACCAAUAAAAUCAUGCUGUACGGUGCAACUACAUACGGUGAGCUGAAAGAGAAACUGAAAGUAUACGAGACAGUAAAGGCGAAAAUGGUGGAUGAACGACGUAGACCCUCCAGUAGCAGCACGACGGCACCGGUAAAUUACAAUAAGACGACAAGACCAAGAUGUUUUAACUGUGGAGGAAGCAACCAUAUUUCGGCUCAAUGUUUUCACAAGGAAAGAGGGGUUAAAUGUUUCCGGUGUAAUGAGUUUGGACACAGAUCUAGUGAAUGUUCAAAACCUGCAAAUCAUCAACAAGUGACCAGUGAAAAUUCAAAAUGGCAGUCAGACAAUCGUCAGCAACGUCAUGCCAGUCCGAAACGAGCGAUGUUCACGAAAACUCCCGAACGAUACAGUGUUGCCAACACGACGCAAUCAACAACUAACUGGAGAUCGAAACCGAACGUAGAACGAAACGCAGAACUGACAGAUGACAUUUCUGCCAACUUCAUGGUAUCGGACGUAAACAACAAAAGUGUGAAAACAUCGAGGCCGCUAAAAGAAGUUCAAUUUGUUGACAACAACGCAAUAACUAUGGCGAGUCUUAUUGAUACGGGCAGCGAGGUGAAUCUCAUGACGGAAGACGUGUACAAAACUAUCGGCUCCCCAAAAUACGACGACGGAAGAUGUUUGACGUUGAGUGGACUCGGACGGACCGAAGUUGUCCCGUUGGAAAAAGAUGAUCAAGUUGUAGUACACGACAUAGACGACUCUAGACACAUGACUGAAACUGAGAAAAUAUUAGAAGACUGCAAGCCUACAGAUGAAAUAAAGAAAAGUAACGACUGUCAGAUUGAACACCGACCUGUAUCACGUAUGAAACAAGCCGACGUCCUAAGCUGUUUAGUACUUACCGAGACGACUGCACGACUGAAGAAAGCACAAGAUGAAGACGAACAUAUUCAGAUGCUGAAAGAAUCCUACCAGAAUGACAUGUUGUACCAAGAAAGAGAUGAAGAUGAAUUAUUAUUUGUAGUACCGGAGAAGACGCAGAACGAAAUUAUAAGAGAGAAUCACGAGGGAGGGACAGAAGGACUGUUUAACCGGAUUAAUAAAGGAGAUGAUGAACUUGUUAAGAUGAUAGAAGAGGAAAACGUAGAAAGAAUGAACGAGACAAGACCAGAGUUAAGAGAAAAGGCAAGAGAAUGUGUGGAGACAAUUCAAGAUGGAAGUGUUAGAGUUUAUAACAAGAAAAGAAAGAAAGCUAGAACAUACGAGAAAGAUGAUUAUAAGAAUUGUAUUAAACAAGAUUAGUUAUAAUAUAAGAUGCUUUAAUGUAAAAUUUGAAAUGAAACAGUCCGAGGGCGGACUGUACGCAGGAUGGCCGAGUGUGGGAGUGUGAAACGGAACGCAAGGGAGUGAGUGAGACGGAAUGAAUGAGUGAGGAAGUAAGAACGACGGGAUUUAAA
This is a messenger RNA of Ostrinia furnacalis (Asian corn borer), 2139 nucleotides long. RefSeq lists its product as uncharacterized. The coding region runs from base 206 to 1984 and encodes 592 amino acids. The transcript has 4 exons. Gene Ontology annotation, molecular function: nucleic acid binding; zinc ion binding. The record is from RefSeq and is a predicted model, not a curated record. Lineage: Eukaryota; Metazoa; Arthropoda; Insecta; Lepidoptera; Crambidae.